AUGUUGAGCGUAUGGCAGGCAUGCCACAGGUCUGCCCCCAGCUUCCAUAUCUCUGGUUGUUGUUCAGAAACCCAUUUCCACUUGAACAACCCGCAAGACCUGACAUUCCUCUUUUCCAAAACUCCGCAGCAUUUCCCAGAGACAAACAUCAACAACAACAACCCAGAACGUUGGAUCCAGCUACCAGACUCAAUGAAUUGGAGUGGAGAAAAGGCGCCGGUCUUGUCUUCCCUACCGAGUUUACCCACCCGUCUGCUUCAGCAACCCCUACCGACUUAUUUAAGGUUUUUCGGCCGAAAAAUGGUCUCCUCAAGUAAGUUCCCCCCUGAACAGGGUGAUAUUAUGCUGGCUAAAAUGCAAUCUCGCAGAUACGUUCACCGGACUGAUGCCUUCACCGCCCUGAUCUUCAUCGCUGGGACAUGUCUCGACCGUCGCACACCGGACCCAAAGGCAGGCUGGGCCCUUGUACAUGCCCGCGCGCCCGACCAGGAUUACCCAAAAAUCGUUUCUGCUCGCCUGGAAAGGAAGUGGCCUUUUGGCGACGAUGGCUCCCAGACCAGCAACCGGGCGGAGCUUCGCGCUGCCCUUGCCACCCUGCGUUUUGAAUUCGGACCCAACGAAGAAGGUUUCCGCACACUUGUCAUCGCUAUCAAUUCCAAAAAAACGAGCAAGGGGGGGGACGUCGCGAACAGGGAUUUAUGGGAGGCUUUGUUGGGUGAGAUUGAGAAAGCCAAGGAGAGGAACAUGGCUGUUCAAUUUCGGAAGAUCCCGAAAGAGUGGAACGUGGAUGCUCAUGAUGCUGCAAUGAAGGCUACCGAGCAACCGGCGGCUGAUAGUUUUCAGGACCAGAUUUAG
Podospora anserina S mat+ is the source of this 855-nucleotide messenger RNA. RefSeq lists its product as uncharacterized. The coding region runs from base 1 to 855 and encodes 284 amino acids. NCBI's taxonomy places the organism in Eukaryota, Fungi, Ascomycota, Sordariomycetes, Sordariales, Podosporaceae. Gene Ontology annotation, molecular function: nucleic acid binding. The transcript has 2 exons. The record is from RefSeq and is a predicted model, not a curated record.